Striga asiatica is the source of this 2116-nucleotide messenger RNA. The record is from the annotation of a GenBank genome assembly. NCBI's taxonomy places the organism in Eukaryota, Viridiplantae, Streptophyta, Magnoliopsida, Lamiales, Orobanchaceae.
CAAAUAAUAGAUGGAUAUAUGUAUGCAUACAUAAAUACGUCGAAGAGCGGUUCAGUUUGGUCCACCUUCACUUGCGCAGAUAAAAAAUAAUAAAACAUUAAUAUUACUACUAAGUCCAAAGUCAAUUCUUCUCCUCCUCCCCCUCUCUCUAAGAGAUGCAGACCUCUCCGUCGACGGCCCUCCUCCGCUCUCCGCCGCCCCUCUCUCUUAUCUAUCACUCUAUCACAGUUAAAGUUUUGAGAUGAACUGACAAUGCCCUCUCGCUUGGUAAAGUAAUAUGAUACUGGAUUUAAUAUGAAGUUCAGUCCAAUCCAUCUACCAAAAUCACCGAAAGGUUUAUUGGGUGAACAACAGAGGAGAAUGAGCAGUAACCUUAUUCAAGAAAUGUCGCAUGCUAAUCAAGAGAAUGUAACUAAUGAGUCACAGCAGGAGAAAAGUCAACUUGAUGUCGGGUCAGAUGAGAAACCCUGUCUGGUGCCCCAUGAAACAGAAACCAAGCCAGAACCUGAUGCUGAAAUUGAUGCCUCUAGACCCCACGAAGAAGGAGGUAGAAUUCUGUCUUCUGAGAAGCUAAACAGUGAUUCAGAUACACAGAUGCAAGAAACAAGUCCUGAAAAAUAUGGGGUGAGUUAUUCGUCUGGACCUGAAAAUGCUGUGGAGAUAAGGCAGCCUAGGCAGAACGCCGAAUCUGGAGAUAAAUCAUGCAAGGAAGAAUCUAUACCGUAUCCGGGUGCUGCAAAUCAUGCAUUAGUGAUCACAAAAGAUAAAUGCACUCCUAUGAAAACUGAGAACUUCUCGGCGAAUUUGGCUAACACAUCAAGUUCGAGCAUUGGGGUGCCUGAAGCUCUAUCUGAUCGAGAAGCCUUUUCAUUUUCUGCAAAAUUUGAGAGAGUUGAGAAAUUGCAGCCCAGACGAAACCCGGAACCUGCGGUUCCGAUCUCACAAUAUGAUGCAGAAAUUCAAAGCACUCCCUCUAGAGUACUGGAAAAAGGAUUGGAUGAUGGUUAUAACUGGAGAAAAUAUGGGCAGAAGCUUGUGAAAGGAAAUAGUUUCUUCCGAAGCUAUUAUAAAUGCACUUACCCGAAUUGCCAGGCCAAAAAACAAGUUGAAAGAUCACAUGAUGGGAGUAAAAUGGACGUUAAUUUUCUCGGGAGCCAUCACCAUCCCAAACCACAAAAUAGCCCCCAAGUGACCUCCAGUGUUCAAGUACGGAAAACGGAUGUGCCCGUCGAUUCUGCACUAAAGAGUGAUGCUGAGCCAAUCAUUGACCAUAGUGGUGCACGACAACUUGUGACACUGACUGAAACAUUAUCUCAGUCACCUAUUGCAAGUUCUGAUGGUGUGAUGGGACCAGCUUCCUGCCCCAGAAAUGAUAUCAAUGAUAAAGAUGCUAAACGACUGAAAAGAGAGUUUACUGCUGCUGGUGACAAUGUGGUGAAUACGCCGCCAACUGGGGAUUUACGUCAUGUUGUUCAAACUCUGAGUGAGGUUGACUUAGUUAAUGAUGGGCACCGCUGGCGUAAGUAUGGGCAGAAAUUGGUUAAAGGCAAUCCUAAUCCACGGAGUUAUUACAGGUGUUCGUAUUCUGGUUGCCCAGUUAAGAAACACGUCGAACGAGCUUCCUAUGAUCCCAAAAUAGUUAUCACAACUUACGAAGGAGAACACCAGCACGGUAUGUCUACUACCGUAAGCCAACCUACAACUGCAGUUGGUACCCAAAAUCCCAUGACCACAACAAAUGGUGUGUCGAGAACAAAAGCUGAGGAGAACAAGGACCCAGUUGGCCUUGAAAUGGUUGUUCACGUUAAUUCAAACUAAGCAAGCGGAUUCCUUUUGAGUUACAUGCUUCCGUGUCUCGUAAGCUAAAUUGUUAUCGGCAAAUUAUUGUGAUUUCUGAGAGGGAUUCUGUUAAUGGGAACACUACUUUUUCUACUUGAUGAUUGAAUUUGGGGUCAGUGUAACUAGGUUGUAUAAAAUUACUGUAGCCAGAGAUGGAAAGAAAGGAUGUAUACUGCAUAGAUGUGUAUUUACUUUGCUAUUUGUGGCGCUGGCUUUAUUAUAUUUAUAUCCUGUCAGUCUUAUUUUAUUUUCUAAUGCAUGAUGGGUUCAAAGGUUG